AUGGCCAUGCCUUUUUGGCUACAUAGGGGGAGUCCAUGUCGCCCCUUGCAGAGCCCGUUCCUUUGGCGGAGCCCCGCAGCGGAACUACGUUUCCCAGGGUGCAGCCCGGGGAAGGCGGUGCCCGCCCCGCAGGAAGGGCGGUGCGCUCUGGGCACUGCUGCACCGUACAGCCGCAGAGCCAGUGCGGGGCCGGGCGGCGGCGAGGGAGUCAUGCUGCGCUACUCCGGGCCACGCUCCCCGCCGGGCGUCUGCCUCCUGCUGCUCCUCCUCUGCGCCAAUGCUCUGGCCUCCGUGGUGUCGCGGAGCCGCCGGGGGGGCAGCAACGAGAAACCCAUUAUUGGGAUAUUGGCACAGGAGUGUGACUUUACAAGUUUCCAUAGAUUUGGAAGUUCCUACAUUGCUGCUUCAUAUGUGAAGUUCCUAGAAUCUGCUGGUGCACGAGUUGUGCCAAUAAGACUAAAUCGUUCAGAAGAAGAGUAUGAUAAGAUUUUCCAGUCUAUUAAUGGGGUACUUUUCCCAGGAGGUGGUGUUGAUCUUAAGACCUCAGAAUAUUCUAGGACUGCUAGGAUAUUUUACAACAAGGCACUAAAGGCUAAUGAUAAAGGAGACUAUUUUCCUGUAUGGGGAACAUGUCUGGGAUAUGAAGAGCUUACAUACCUCACCAGUGGGGAGAUUUUACUGACUUGGACUAAUACUGAGGAUUUUGCAUUCCCACUGAACUUUACUACAGCUGCAAAAGACAGCAGGAUGUUCAAGAAUUUUCCAGAUGACUUGUUGCAAAAACUUGCCACUGAGUCUUUGACAGCACACUUUCAUCACUGGAGCCUCUCCGUGCAGAAUUUCACACAGAAUGCGAAGCUACGCAAUUUCUAUAAGGUUCUGACAACUAACACCCAUGCAGACGUGGAGUUUAUAUCGACAAUGGAAGCAUAUAAAUACCCUAUUUAUGGUGUCCAGUGGCAUCCAGAGAAAAAUCCUUUUGAAUGGAAGAACUCAUCAGGCAUACCACAUUCUGCAUCAGCUAUGAAAGUUGCAUAUUACGUAGCUGAUUUCUUAGUGAAUGAAGCCCGGAAGAGCCUGCACCAUUUUCCUAAUAAGGGUGAAGAGACCAAAGCAUUGAUUUACAAUUAUACCCCUGUUUUUACUGGUAUAUUUUCUCCAUUUGAGCAAGUCUAUUUUUUUGAUUGAACAUCCAUCCCAUAGUACAGGAUAGCGAUCUGUAGAAUUAUUUGUUGCAAGUUUCAUAAUUAAACUCAUGUUGUGCAUUGCAAGUGGCAGAAAGCCAAAAU
Molecule: messenger RNA, 1289 nt
Organism: Trachemys scripta elegans
Lineage: Eukaryota; Metazoa; Chordata; Testudines; Emydidae
Gene: GGH
Product: gamma-glutamyl hydrolase
Biological process (GO): tetrahydrofolylpolyglutamate metabolic process
Cellular component (GO): vacuole
Molecular function (GO): gamma-glutamyl-peptidase activity
Source: RefSeq, a predicted model, not a curated record